AGUUUUGUCAAGAUAUAGGGUGAGUGUUUUCUUCACUAUUUGUUAUCGUAAAAUGUGUGGGAGGUAUUCGAUAAUUACAAAUUCAUCAGGUAUAGUGUUGAAAUAGAAACGUUUUCAUCCAGUAUUCACUAUGGAUGCAACUGAAUUUAGAAAAGAAGGAAAAGUAUUGAUAGACUACAUCACAAACUACUUGGAAAACAUAAGAGAUAGAAGAGUAUUCCCCGAUAAAAAACCGGGAUUUAUUGGAGAACAAAUACCUGAUUCGGCUCCCGUUGAGGGUGAGAAAUGGUCAGAGAUUUUCGAAGAUGUGGAAAGAAUUAUAAUGCCUGGAGUUACUCACUGGCAGAGUCCACAUAUGCAUGCCUAUUUUCCUGCACUUAAUAGUUAUCCUUCUAUGUUAGGAGAAAUGAUUACCAACGCAAUAAAUUGUUUAGGAUUCACAUGGGCAUCUAGUCCAGCUUGUACAGAACUAGAAAUGAUGGUGAUGAAUUGGUUGGCGAAAAUGAUAGGACUUCCAGAUGAUUAUUUACAUAAGAAAGGUGGAAAAGGAGGAGGAGUUAUACAAACGACAGCUAGUGAGAGUACUUUGAUCAGUCUCCUGGCUGGUCGGUACGUUGUAUUAAAACGAUACAUGGAUCUUUAUCCAGAUGUGAGUAAACAUGAAAUACAUGGAAAACUAGUAGCCUACUGCUCUGACCAAGCACAUUCUAGCAUAGAAAAAGCUGCUCUUAUAGGAUUGGUUACUCUUAGAUAUAUCGAUGCAGAUGAUGACUAUGCAAUGAGGGGUACAGCUUUGGAGAAAGCUAUUAAGGAAGACAAGGAUAAAGGUUUAAUUCCGUUUUGGGUGUGCGCUACUUUGGGAACUACUGGAUCUUGUGCAUUUGAUAAUUUAGAGGAAAUUGCUAUCAUUUGCGAAAAAGAGUUGUUGUGGUGUCACGUGGAUGCAGCUUAUGCAGGGUCUGCAUUUAUUUGCCCAGAACAUAGAAUAUGGUUGAAAGGAAUCGAGAAGGCAGAUUCAAUAGCAUUUAAUCCUUCAAAAUGGUUAAUGGUGCAUUUUGAUUGCACAGCUAUGUGGGUUAAAAACAGUGGAGCUUUACACGGUGCUUUUAAUGUCAAUCCACUAUAUUUAACACAUGAAUAUUCAGGUUUUGCAAUAGAUUUUAUGCAUUGGCAGAUUCCUUUGAGUAAAAGAUUUCGAGCUUUGAAAUUAUGGUUUGUUAUUCGCAACUAUGGAAUAAGCGGAUUACAACAACAUAUAAGGAAGGGUAUCCGUCUAGCAGAAAAAUUCGAGUCUCUUAUAGCAGGCGACAGCAGAUUUGAGAUACCAUGCCAAAGAUAUUUGGGUUUGGUAGUUUUUAGAUUGAUUGGCGAUAAUGUUAUCACCGAGACUUUGUGGAAAAGGUUAAAUGCGAGAGGAAAGAUCCAUUGUGUACCAGCUAGUUUGAAAGGAAAAUACGUUAUUAGAUUCACUGUUACAUCACCAAGAUCAACUGUUGAUGAUAUUAUCGUGGCUUGGAAGGAAAUUGUUUCGGUUGCAGAUGAUCUGCUAAAAGAAAGAGCAACCAUAUCAUCCAGAACAAAGGUACCACUUGCAGAUACACGAGAAAAAAAUGAAAAUUUCGGUACAAGUUUACUUCUAUCUAAUAUUCCAACAUCCCCAAAAAUUGUGAACGGCUCAUUUGCCGCAAUAUACGAUCAAGGUGAUGUUUUGGAUGAAUUUAUGAAAACUGUCAAGUUGCGAAAAGAUGCUAAAGACAGUCCAGCAAUGCGAAGAAGAAUAAAGGGCAUUCUCAUGUCGGGCAAACAGUUCUCGUUAGAUUCAAGACUUGAUCUAUUUCAUGGUAUUGAAACUACUAAGCAAUCGGAAACAAAGUUACCGUUACUUGAAGAUACGAAUGAAGGUGAAGAUACUAGCUGUACUGAAAGCGAUUUUGAAUGUCUCCAGUCACCGUGUAGUGAACCGGAUAUGUUAUAUCACGAUUCUAUUACUAGACCAAUAUCAGUGGAUCAGCGAGCCAUAAACUUUAUAGAAAUGAAACAAGUUUGUACCAAAUGCGGACAUCUUGUCAACCAAUGCGAAGCAACAAGAGACAAAUAGAUAUUUAUAAUUUGUAAUUUGAAUUUCUUUAAAUAUCCAAGUGACAACGUAGAUAGAGAAAUCAUUUUUAAUAAUUUAUACAUUUAAUUUCUUACUGGAAUAUUCAGAAGUAUACAUCAUUCAUUUCAGAACAGAUUGAAUGAUUUUUAUAAACUUUCGUUUGUGAAGAUUUUGUGAUAUGGCUGAUAUUAUGAUGGCAUUUAUUUAUAUUCCGUCAUUUUAAAACUUUGUUAUUUCAAAUAGAUCAUCCCACAGUUUCAUUGAUUACUGAAAUCUUCAAAAAAUGCUAAUUAUUUGUCUUUUAUUGCCAGAGUUAUGUUAGAUUGGCAAUAUAUCCGCCGAUGCUGGAAUAUUACAUAAUGAUGGUUCUGAUUAGAUAAUUAGUAGUAGGAUAUUUUUUCACAUCAUGCCACAAAAACCUUGCAGCUCAAGAUUUCAUUAGGUUGUGAAUUCAAAAAACAUACAGAAAAUGAAAUUACAGCAGUUGUCCAAAAUGUUGUCCGAUUAGUCCAACUUUCUAAUGCAUUUUGUAAAAUUCUUCAUUGCUCAAUGUUCUUAUCAUUUUGAUAAU
Messenger RNA from Diorhabda sublineata, 2669 nucleotides. RefSeq names its product histidine decarboxylase. Gene Ontology annotation, molecular function: pyridoxal phosphate binding; histidine decarboxylase activity. The transcript is spliced from 14 exons. Lineage: Eukaryota; Metazoa; Arthropoda; Insecta; Coleoptera; Chrysomelidae. The record is from RefSeq and is a predicted model, not a curated record. Gene Ontology annotation, biological process: histamine biosynthetic process; L-histidine catabolic process. Bases 131 to 2098 code for a protein of 655 amino acids.